GUUUUGAAAAUAUUCAUGUUCAUUCAUGUCGAGCGUGAGGUUUCUUGUUGGAUGUUGGAUAUUUUUGUGGAAUAGCAUUCUGUAACCUGUGGAAUAGCAUUUUUGUGGAAUAGCAUUCUUUAAUAUCUGCCUUGUGUCCUUGGGACCUUGAAACAGGUUUUAUUACGAACGAUUGGAUCGCUGUGGAUCAUUUGCGAGUCCGCUGAUCGUGUUUGCGAAGGAAGGCAGGAUCCGGAGUCAGGAUGGAUGCGAUGGAAGUGGAGGGAGCGGAGACGGAGGGAUCGGUCCCCCCGCUGCCGAGGGGCCCGUCCACUCCCCUGCGCAACGCGGACAGCAGUGAGGAGGCCUACGUCGCCAUGAUGCCCGAGCCCGGGGAGGACGAGCAGGUGUGGGGGCCUCCUAGUUCCUUCCCUCUGAGCGUCAAGAAGUUCAACCCCGUCUUCUUCUGGAGCUGGGACGUCCACUCCGACAACUGCGCCAUUUGCCGCGUCAUGCUCAUGGAGCCCUGCCUCAACUGCCAGGUCAACAACAAGACCUCCUGCAUCGUGGUGUGGGGCGAGUGCAACCACGCCUUCCACAACUGCUGCAUGUCGGCCUGGAUGAAGAACGCCAGCCACGCGGGUUCCGGCGCGGCCAGCAAGUGCCCGCUGUGCCAGUCCGAGUGGCUCAUCCAGCGCAUCGGCAACUGACCGUCAAUGCCUUCUGGAUGGGGGAUAUUUGGAUGACUGCUGCUCCUGUGAUAGAAUCUUCAAAGAGCGUCGCUGUAUUUCUCUGCUCAGGUCCUUAAUUUAUGGUUAUAAUAAAUUGCGAUUUAUUAAUAAAGUCAGUGGUGACGAACAGCAGUUUAAAUCUGUGACUGAAGUACGGUAGAAAUUUCUGAAAUGAUUGGAAAGGAAAUUUGAAGAAU
Messenger RNA from Paramacrobiotus metropolitanus, 907 nucleotides. Its product is annotated as RING-box protein 2-like. NCBI's taxonomy places the organism in Eukaryota, Metazoa, Tardigrada, Eutardigrada, Parachela, Macrobiotidae. The transcript is spliced from 2 exons. Gene Ontology annotation, cellular component: Cul5-RING ubiquitin ligase complex; nucleus. The coding region runs from base 243 to 689 and encodes 148 amino acids. The record is from RefSeq and is a predicted model, not a curated record. Gene Ontology annotation, biological process: protein ubiquitination; ubiquitin-dependent protein catabolic process. Gene Ontology annotation, molecular function: cullin family protein binding; ubiquitin protein ligase activity; zinc ion binding.